AUGGCUUCAAACUUGUACGAAACACUGGGGGUUGCCCGAAAUGCCUCACCAGAACAAAUUCGUAAGGCUUACAGGAAGAUGGCCUUGCAGACCCACCCUGAUCGACUCUCGCCUAACGCCACACUGGACGACAAAGCAGCAUCAGAGGAACGGUUCAGACAGGUCAACAACGCCUAUGAAGUGCUCAUAGACGAAGAGACCCGCAAGGUUUAUGAUCGUGAAGGUGUUUGGCCGCCCCCCGAGCCGGAAUACGAGGAAAUACCCCGUAGGAGUGGUCCAAGACGCCACUCAUCCCAGCAUCACUUCAGGACGUCGCCAAUGGGCGCCUUCCCCGGUCCCUUUGACGGGCCCUUCUUCCCCCGACCUUUCGGCUUCACCGACCCCUUCGUACUCUUUGAGUCCGUCUUCGGCGACCUGCGGCACGAAUUCGGCAUGCCACAUGACUCAAAUCCUUACGAGCACAGAUAUGAACCCGAUAAUCCUUUCGAACGGAUGAACAGAAUGCAUAGGCACGUUAUGUCGCAGAUGGACAUGUUCUCUGGGUUCAUGGGGCCCCAAUCAUUUGGCAUGCCGGACAACAACUCGAGAUGGGCUUCAGAGAGCCAUGUGGUCUCAAGUGUAAAUGGUGUUAUGCAGAGCGUACACAAACGACGAGAUUGGGAGGGGAACGUCCAUGUUACGCGAACCCUCCCUGAUGGAAGGGAAACAUACACUAUUAACGGAAUAGAACAACCUUCACAAAACCUGACCUACGACCGUGAUCAACACUCGGCCCCUCCCCAAGUUACUCAUAUCCAGUCCACCGGGGGCAGCCACUACCCGCAGAACAAUUCACUGUACCCUAGCCACCGCGACGCCCAUGGCAUUCAUCGACGUCACUCCCAUUCCCAUUCCCACUCGCACUCACCCUCACACUUGUCAAGACACCGUGACCACCACCCCUCUGAUUCACAUCCCGUCAUCCCAGGUAUCUAUCCGGAUCCUGCAAAUGCCCCAGUAAUCCCCGGGCCGUACGAUAGACCGCCAAAUGAAGACCAUGUUCACCGGAAGAGAUGGUGGCGUGGUCACUAG
Pleurotus ostreatus (oyster mushroom) is the source of this 1071-nucleotide messenger RNA. RefSeq lists its product as uncharacterized. The record is from RefSeq and is a predicted model, not a curated record. Gene Ontology annotation, molecular function: protein-folding chaperone binding; protein folding chaperone. Bases 1 to 1071 code for a protein of 356 amino acids. Gene Ontology annotation, cellular component: nucleus; cytoplasm. NCBI's taxonomy places the organism in Eukaryota, Fungi, Basidiomycota, Agaricomycetes, Agaricales, Pleurotaceae. The transcript has 7 exons.